AACGGACGGGGUUGCGUGCCGUGCUGUCGUGCGGACUGGCGGGCGGCGCGGGCGGCGGACUGCUCAGCAUGCUGUACAACAUGGCGGCCGUGCCGGGCGGGCUGGUGUCAGAGCCGGGCUACUACGCGCCCUACCCGCAACCGCCGCUGCUGGCGAAGCUGGGCGGAGAGCCGGCGCCGGCCCACAAGGAACCGGACGCCGUGAAGCUCUUCAUCGGCCAGAUCCCGCGCCAUCUGGAGGAGCGCGACCUGCGGCCCAUGUUCGAGGAGUUCGGCAGCAUCUACGAGCUGACCGUGCUCAAGGACAAAUUCACCGGCAUGCAUAAAGGUCAGUGCGCGGCGGCCGGUCGGCUGACCUGUUGA
Pollicipes pollicipes is the source of this 362-nucleotide messenger RNA. RefSeq names its product CUGBP Elav-like family member 3-B. The transcript has a single exon. The coding region runs from base 69 to 362 and encodes 97 amino acids. Lineage: Eukaryota; Metazoa; Arthropoda; Thecostraca; Pollicipedomorpha; Pollicipedidae. The record is from RefSeq and is a predicted model, not a curated record. Gene Ontology annotation, molecular function: RNA binding.